Molecule: messenger RNA, 2215 nt
Organism: Peromyscus maniculatus bairdii (prairie deer mouse)
Lineage: Eukaryota; Metazoa; Chordata; Mammalia; Rodentia; Cricetidae
Gene: Gzmm
Product: granzyme M
Biological process (GO): proteolysis
Molecular function (GO): serine-type endopeptidase activity
Source: RefSeq, a predicted model, not a curated record
AUCCGGCAGUGCGGCUGCACCAUCGGCCUGUGCCCACCUCAAGCCUGCAGUCAGGAGGCCUGGGCCUGGGGUCUGUGUCUCUGGAAAGUCCUGGAUGCCGAGGCGUGUGGAGGCCCGUAUCCCAGCAGUUCUUGGGGUCCAGGUACUUCCUCGGCUCUGGAAACUCCAGUGCCUGCCUGAGGAGUCCCUGUGGCCAGGGCACUGCGAUGCAGCCUCGAGACUCCCCAGAGAAAGGCGGGGUGAGUCUUACUCUAACAGACUGAAGUAAUCCUGUGCUGAGAUGACAGACCUGCCCUGCCGCUUACGAUGUGCUGGGGUCGAACCCAGGACUUUAAACCACUGAUGGUGUGUGUGCCAUGUAAAGAAGGGAAAAGAUGCCGGGCGGUGGUGGUGUACACCUUCAAUCCCAGCACUCGGGAGGCAGAGGCAGGCGCGUCUCUGAGUUCUACAGAUUGAGUUCCAGGACAGCCAGGGUGGUUGCACAGAGAAACCAAAAGUGAAACACUGUCACUUCCCCAGAAGUGGGCCAGUUACUCCAGAGUUGAGUCUCUGGAACAAAGCCAUACUCUACUGAACUGGACUUCAAGGGACCUCUGCCAGUCAUCGCCGAGAACAGGAGGAGGCUGGGAGUGGGGACGGCACGGGCCUGGUGCCCGGCCAUGGCAUUGCACUUCCUGCCGCUGUUAGCAGUUAAGAUGGUAAGAAAGCAAGGCGCAAGGGGUGGCGGCGCACGACUCCAGUCCCAGCACUCUGGGGCAGAGGCAGGCUAAUAAUCCUGAUGAAUUCAAACCCAGAACCCAGCCUAGUAUACAAAGUGAGUUCCAGGACAACCAGAGCUACGUAGACCUGCCUCAAAAAAAAAAAAAAAAAAGCACCUCAGGCCAUCCUGUGCUGCAUACAAUUUGAAGCCAGCCUGGUAACCUGGUCUCAUAGAGUUCAGGCCAGCAACAGGGCUCUGGGUGAAGGCUUGGCACCACUGGGCACAGUGCCAGUCCAGGGCCCAUGGUGGGAGGAGAGGACGCACCCCUGCAAGUUGUCUUCUGUUGGGGUUGGGUUGUCAGCCAGGCCGUGGGUUCGCCCCAGUGCUCAAGGAAGCAAAAAUUCCUAAAAACACCAGGAAAACGGUCACUGGGGACUGAUCACUGGACUCCACUGCAGCCCCAGAGACGUGGCUUUGUCUGACUUCAAAGACACUUUCUAAAACCACCCAGAGCAGGGUGUGAAGGAGGAGCUGGCACUUGCGCUGGGUGGGCGGGUCUCAGAAGGCCACCUGUCCUCACAGGAAGAGAGUGGGGAGCCACCCCCCCCUUCACCCCGGGUCCACAAGUCCUGAACCAGCAUGGCGGUCCACCAGUCCCUGCUGCUCUUGCUGGCCCUGGAGACACUGUGGGCAGGCAACACAUUUGAGACCCACAUCAUUGGGGGUCGAGAGGCUGCCCCACACUCUCGCCCAUACAUGGCCUCUCUACAGAAAGCUGGGUCUCAUGUGUGUGGGGGAGUCCUGGUGCAUCCGAAGUGGGUGUUGACGGCUGCCCACUGCCUGUCUGAGCCCCUGGAGCAGCUGAAGCUGGUGCUGGGCCUGCACCACCUCCACGACUUCCAAGAUCCAGGCCUCACCUUCUACAUCGCAAGAGCCAUCAAGCACCCUGGCUACAAUCGCAACUAUGGGAAGGACCUGGCGCUGCUGAAGCUGGAUGGGCGGGUGCAGCCCAGCAGGAAUGUCCGACCGCUGGCCUUGCCAAGGAAGAGCCAAGCCAGGCCCGCAGAAGGCGCUUGGUGCAGCAUCGCUGGCUGGGGAGUAACCCACCGAGGCAGGCACCUGGCUCCGGCCCUGCGGGAGUUGGAUCUGCGUGUGAUGAACACCCGCAUGUGUAACAACAGCCGCUUCUGGAACGGUGCCCUCGAGGACGACAUGCUGUGCUUGCAGGCGGCGGAGUCCAAGAGCCAGGCACCCUGCAAGGGUGACUCUGGAGGGCCUCUGGUGUGUGGCAAAGGCCAGGUGGAUGGCAUCCUGUCUUUCAGCUCCAAACACUGCACAGGCAUCUUCAAGCCCCCUGUGGCCAUCGCCGUGGCCCCCUACAGCCCUUGGAUCAGGAAGAUCAUCCGUGGGUGGCCACAUCAGCCUCUGGCCUGAUGUUCCAGAUGAGCUGGAUACUCACUGGCCCGGGGUGGGGGUGGGGGGACGGGGGACCUUGCUGUACCUCUAAAUAAAUAA